Molecule: messenger RNA, 1572 nt
Organism: Pezoporus flaviventris
Lineage: Eukaryota; Metazoa; Chordata; Aves; Psittaciformes; Psittacidae
Gene: DHRS11
Product: dehydrogenase/reductase 11
Exons: 7
Coding region: 42-809 (255 amino acids)
Molecular function (GO): oxidoreductase activity
Source: RefSeq, a predicted model, not a curated record
AGGCGGUGCAUUGUGCGCGGCGGUGGGGCCGGGCCGGGGCCAUGGAGCGCUGGACCGGGCGCGUCGCGCUGGUCACCGGUGCCUCCGUGGGUAUCGGCGCGGCUGUGGCGCGGGCGCUGGUGCAGCACGGCAUGAAGGUGGUGGGGUGCGCUCGCAGCGUCGACAAGAUCGAGAAACUAGCAGCUGAAUGCCAGAGUGCUGGCUACCCUGGAACCCUCAUCCCAUACAAGUGUGAUCUCUCCAACGAAGAGGAGAUCCUGUCAAUGUUCUCUGCCAUCAAGACCCUUCACCAAGGAGUUGAUGUGUGCAUCAACAACGCAGGGCUUGCUCGGCCAGAGCCCCUGCUCUCGGGGAAGACAGAGGGUUGGCGAACGAUGAUAGAUGUCAAUGUAAUGGCUGUAAGUAUCUGUACCCGAGAGACCUACCAGUCCAUGAAAGAGAGAAACAUUGAUGAUGGGCAUAUUAUUAACAUUAACAGCAUGAAUGGCCACAGUGUUGUGCCACAGUCAGUGGUGCAUUUCUACAGUGCCACCAAAUACGCAGUUACAGCCCUCACGGAGGGGCUGAGGCAAGAACUCAGAGAAGCAAAGACUCAUAUACGAGCUACAUGUAUCUCCCCAGGACUGGUGGAAACAGGAUUUGCUUUUAAACUUCAUGACAAUGACCCCGAGAGAGCUGCUGCAACCUACGAGAGCAUUCGGUGUCUCAAAGCUGAAGAUAUGGCUAAUGCUGUCAUAUAUGUCCUCAGUGCUCCACCUCACGUACAGAUUGGAGAUAUACAGAUGAGGCCCACAGAACAGAUAUCAUAGCAGAUGAAGAGGACUGUGAGCAGCACCGUGUAUCCACUCCACUUCGAACCCUCUGGCAAUUCAGGGUUCCAUCAGCUGGCUGGCAACGUUUUAAUCAAGUACCAAGGAUCAUGUUUGAAGAAUUGUUUUUCUCUCCCUCUCUCUGAGUUGGUGCUGGUGCUGAGCCAGUGUAUGAAAAACGAGUAGUGGGUCUCUUUGUGCCCCACUCCUUUCUGACGCUGUUUUAAGAGUAAAAUGUGUUUGCAAAUAAUGCAGGGAAGUGGUUUGUGGAAGAUUAUUGUCUCCAGGCUGGUUUAUUCUUCCUUUUUCUUUCUUUAUAAGGUUUGUUUCUUAUUUGCUGAUGCUGUGUCUGGACACAGGGGAAGUGGCACAAGGUGUUUGCCAGCUUCAGUGUGCUUAGGGUUUGAGAUGUCAUACAUGAAUCCAUCUAAUUUUGGGGUUUACUUUCAUCAGAUUGAUUACUGAUGGUAAUGAUGCAUGUGGUAUUUUCUACUUCUUACUCCACUGCCCUACACCCAAUGUACAAUCUCGCCCUCCUCCCCAAGCUCUCCUUUCCCAUUCACAUGAAUCAUGCCUGCCGAGUUUGAGGAAGUAUAAAUGUGUGUGCUUGCUAUUUCUCUUUCUUUCUAGGUAGGUAGGUAAAUAGUUGGAGGACGAGCACCUGUACUUCUGCAGGUUAGAAUGAUAAUCUAAGUGGUAUAGUUACAGUAAGAGUGAGUUGUUUGGUAAUUUAAAUAAAAACUAAAUGUGUGCUGUCUUGUGA